UGAGAGAGAAGUUCUGAGAAUUGAGAAAUGACGAUGGCGAUUGAGGCAUGGUACGUGGAGGAGAGCGGCGAGGAUAAAAAACUCUUGUCCUUGAGCAAACUAAAAGAGCUGGGAGUGUUGUACUGGCGUUUGAACCCAAAGAAUUACGAGAACGAUGAGGAGCUCCGUAACAUUAGGGAAAGCAGGGGCUAUAACUACGUGGAUAUUCUGGAUAUAUGCCCAGAGAAACUGGAGAAUUAUGAGGAGAAGGUGAAGAACUUCUACACGGAGCACAUCCAUGCCAAUGAAGAGAUACGUUACUGUUUGGAAGGCAGUGGGUACUUCGAUGUGAGAGACAAGGAUGACCGCUGGGUUCGCAUCUGGAUGAAGGAAGGAGACAUGAUCGCCUUACCCUCCGGGAUUUACCAUCGUCUGGCCCUUGACACUGGAAAAUACCUCAAGCUGAUGCGGUUGUUCGUGGACGAGCCAGUGUGGACUCCAUUUAACCGUCCACAAGAGGAGCAUCCGGCCAGGAAAGCCUACGUCAAUAGCUUAGUACCCCUUGAGGCUCACUAAGCCUCUUCACUUCACUUAAAAACAGUUCAGCCUUGCGUUUCUUUGAAUCUCUGCAUCUCUGUAUCUGUA
Messenger RNA from Telopea speciosissima, 624 nucleotides. Its product is annotated as 1,2-dihydroxy-3-keto-5-methylthiopentene dioxygenase 1-like. The transcript has 5 exons. The record is from RefSeq and is a predicted model, not a curated record. NCBI's taxonomy places the organism in Eukaryota, Viridiplantae, Streptophyta, Magnoliopsida, Proteales, Proteaceae. The coding region runs from base 28 to 555 and encodes 175 amino acids. Gene Ontology annotation, molecular function: acireductone dioxygenase [iron(II)-requiring] activity.